Molecule: messenger RNA, 495 nt
Organism: Olea europaea var. sylvestris
Lineage: Eukaryota; Viridiplantae; Streptophyta; Magnoliopsida; Lamiales; Oleaceae
Product: heavy metal-associated isoprenylated plant protein 21-like
Exons: 3
Coding region: 70-495 (141 amino acids)
Molecular function (GO): metal ion binding
Source: RefSeq, a predicted model, not a curated record
CAUCUGCUCUCUCUCUCUUUUCACACAAACACAGAGAAACUUUAACUUAGAUACAAAGGGAAAAGAAACAUGGGUUUUGUAGAUCAUAUUUCAGAAGUGUGCUCAGUUACAAGCACAAGAAAGAGCAAGCGCAAGCCAAUGCAGACAGUGGAAAUAAGGGUGAAAAUGGAUUGUGAUGGCUGCGAAAGAAGAGUUGGAAAUGCAGUUUCCUCCAUCAAAGGUGUAAAAUCAGUUGACAUAAACAGAAAACAAAGCCGAGUAGAGCCAAACAAGGUCUUAGAUAAAGUGAAGAGCACAGGAAAGAAAGCUGAAUUUUGGCCAUAUGUUCAAUACAAUUUGGCAUGUUACCCUUAUGCUCCUGGAGCCUAUGACAAAAAGGCGCCUUCUGGGUAUGUUAGAAAUGUUGCACAGGCAUUUCCAAGCCCUAGUGCUCCUGUUGAGAAGUACACAACAAUUUUCAGUGAUGAAAAUGUUAAUGCAUGUUCAGUUAUGUGA